This is a messenger RNA of Centruroides sculpturatus (bark scorpion), 2726 nucleotides long. RefSeq lists its product as uncharacterized. NCBI's taxonomy places the organism in Eukaryota, Metazoa, Arthropoda, Arachnida, Scorpiones, Buthidae. The record is from RefSeq and is a predicted model, not a curated record. The transcript has 6 exons. Bases 92 to 2137 code for a protein of 681 amino acids.
AAUAAAUUUAUAUUUAAUAUAUUUAACAGAUUUUGAAAUAUCAAACAUCAUUCAUCUUUUUCUGAUAUUGGAUUAUUUGUGAAAGAGAAUAAUGGCAUCUCGUACAAUUCCAUCUAAGUCACCUUCAUCAAGUACAUGUUCAUUUGAACCUUUAGACAAGAUUUCAAGCAAUACAUUGAAGCGCCAUCCAAAAACAGAACUCAAUAAGAAUGAUCUUCUACAGUUGUUGAGUGUAUUAGAAGGUGAAUUGCAAGCACGAGAAAUAGUAAUAGCAGUUCUUAAGGCUGAACAGAUAAAACAACUGCUUUAUCCUUGCAAAAGAACAAAUGCAAGUACUGAUCCUUGGGCAGCUCUUCAUAGAGAUGUAUUUGGUGCUUUUGAUGCUAUACUAGAUGAGGCAACAGUAAAAACAUUAUAUAAUAUGCAGUUACAGCAAUUAGAAAAUUUUAUUCUACAACAGCGGAAAGCACAGGAAAAAUUACAGGAACAGUUGAGAAGUGGAGAAGAAAGAUUUGAAAAACUUGUUGUUGAAUUAGAAGAUGAAAAACGUAAACAUGCACAAGAUACAGCUCAAGGAGAUGAUGUUACUUAUAUGCUAGAAAAAGAAAGAGAAAGAUUACAUCAAGAAGUAGAGUUUGAAAGACAGCAAAAUAGAAAAUUAGAAAAGGAUAUCAAACGUUUAAAUGAAAGUAUUGAAGAAGAACGAAACAGACAGAAACAAAUUGUAUUAUUAUUAUUAGCAGAAAGAAAACGUCUGAUCUUGAGGUUGCUUGAGGAACGACAGAGAAAUGAAGAAUUAACUGAACUCCUUAGUGAUGAAAAAGGAAGAAUAGCAGAUAUGGUAGAAGGUUUAGAGGAGGAAAGUAAAAAAUCUCUUCAAAUGGAAGCUGAAAUGGAACGACAGCUGAUUGAAUUUGAUUCAGAAAGAGAACACUAUAAAGAUCAAGUUACAACAGCUGAAAUGAAAAAUCAAGAACUUACAUUUGAAAUAGAAAAAUUACAAGAAGAAAUGGAAAUUUUACGCAAACAAAUGCAAGGAUUUGGUGAAAGGACAGUUGUUAGUAGCUCUCCGAUGCAUCUUGGAGAAGGAGUAAGAAGUACUGUUGUCACAAUGGUUUCUACUCCUCCGGCAAUUAGAGUUAUUCCAACAGUAUCUCCUGCGGUUAGUCCACCUCGGGGAGUUGCAAGAGCAGUUAGCCCUAAGAUUGGUCCAGCUCCUGCUACACCUAUGAAACCUCCAGGUCUCGUUCCACAAAUUCCAAUGAAAGCAGCUACUCCAAUAAAUUCUCCACCGAAACCAUUAAUUAAUGCUCCAGUAUCGGCGACUGUUGUUUCAACUGCUUCCGGACAAAAUGUAACAACAUUAACAUCCCCACAAAAUCCUGCACUUAAAGGGGCUGCUAAAAAAUCAUCUCCAGUACUUCCACCAAGAUCUGUUUCACCUGUAUCUUCUGAUGUAUCUGCUGAAAAUAUCCAACCAUCUAGUACUACAAAUAUAGUACAAAACUUAGUUUAUGCUGUUGCUGCAUCAGAACAGCAAGCAGUUGCGAACGAUAGUAAUCAGGCCGGACCUCGUCCUGCAGGAACUAAAAUAUUCACUACUAGCCAAGGAGGCAAAGUUAUGGUUCAUCUUUCUGGAAGUGCACCUAUUUUGGCUACUAAAAAAACUCCUCCAAUUGGACGAGGUACGCCACCACCCAUACCACCUAACAAACCAGUAUUAACAUCUCAGUUGAAAAAGGAUGCAAAACCUCCAGUGCCACCUCGAAACGAUAAUGCUUCUGAAUCUUCAUUAGAACAAAAGAUUCAGAAACCUCUUGUUUCAGGUACACGUUUUGGUGUUGCUAUUACAAAAGUUGCUACUCCCGAAGUAACAAGUGGAAUUGCACAAAUACCAGGGACUCCAGUAUCGACUGACGAAGAUCAUAAGACAGGCACCCAGGUGGGUGAAAAUGCCGACAUUAGAUAUUUCAAUGAAACUAAAACAAAAACAUGCAUUAAGAAUGUAUCUAAUGCUGAAAAUUUUGUUGGUGUUGAUGUGUUUGGACAAGAAUUAGUUGAUUUUCAGGAACUUCUAGUAUCUAUGGUAUCAAUUAAGUCUGAUGAUGGCCAGUGUAAUAUACAAGAGGAAACAUGACUUAAAUUAUUUUUGUUUUGAAUUAUAAUUUUUAUGUAUAAAGUUUUUUUUACAUAUAUGAAUGCAUGACAGCUAUUUUAAAAUACUCCGUUCAGACAACAAUAAUUUUUAUCAAUAGCAUGUUUGAAGUAUAUUUGAUAUAAGAAAAAGUUACCGGACCAAGGUGAUACAGCGAUAUUUGUUGGAUAUUCUAUUUUGCUCUUCAAGAUAUUUAAAAGAGCCUUACAGAAAAUUCUUGACCAGAAAAUGCCAGCUUAUCAUAAUUUUACCUGAAAAUAUCUUUAACAUUUUUGUAGUCUUUAGUGUCUAUGAAAAUCAUUUUCCCAAAAUAGACUCCUUUAAUUGCCAUGUAAAAAUUUGUUAACGUCUUAAAUGAUAGAUGUUAUUUGUUUGUAUUGAACGUGCAUGGUGUACUGGAUAACAUACAAUAUAAAUUCUGUAUUCAGAAAAUAUACACACAGUUGUAUACACCACUUUAAGCUCAUAUAUAUAUAUAUAAUAUAUAUAUUUGGAAUAAUAAUCCAAGCAAUGCAAUAAAUAGAAAUGUGCAAAUAUUCUUUUUUAAUAAGAGAUUGAAUUCAUACAAACU